UUGUUUAGAUGGGAAGAAGCCGAACCAGAAGAUCGACGACUGCAAUUUGUUCCCCAAAAAUACGAUGCUUUGCGAAAGGUGCCACAGUAUGAUAAGUUCCUUACGGAACGAUUCGAACGUUGUCUUGAUCUCUACCUGGCUCCUAGGAAGAUCAAAAUGAAACUUCAAGUUGAUCCUUCAGAGCUUUUGCCUGAUUUGCCAAAUCCAAAUGAUCUCAGACCGUUUCCCACUACUUUGGCGUUCUAUAUGCGUGGUCAUGUUGGUCAAGUUCGGUCUAUAAGUGUGGAACCAGAACGCGGUGAGUUGCUUGUUUCCGGAGGAGAAGAUGGAACUGUCCGAUUUUGGAUGUUGGGCUCGGGCCGAUGUAUAAAGACAUAUAAAGUUGGUGGUCCAGUCACUUCCGUAGCGUUUUGUCCCGUUGCCAACAAGUCCUUGAUCGCUGUUGCGUACGAAGGAAGGCAGAUUGCCGUCUUCAAUACACAGUGCGGUGAUAAAUUAAUAUGCUCACAAACCGAUGUUUUUGUGCGCGAGGUUCCCAUCGUGGAAAGUGAAGGCAAGGUGAAUUGGCGGCGGAUCAAAGACCGGAUAGUGUUGGAAAUGCCUAACGUAAGUUCAUGUUCUUACUAUCACGUUGUUUCUUUUCUCUUUUUUCUUUGACU
Molecule: messenger RNA, 659 nt
Organism: Cylicostephanus goldi
Lineage: Eukaryota; Metazoa; Nematoda; Chromadorea; Rhabditida; Strongylidae
Source: the annotation of a GenBank genome assembly